CUAAAGAUUAAUGUUUUUAGAAGAUAAUAAUGCAGCUAUCAAAAGUAAUUUACGUUAAAAUAUUAAUUCACUAUGCUAAAAGCAAAAUUGGAUACUUGCUUAUGUAUUUGAAACAACCAAAAAUAAUCGAAAUCGUUUUCGGCAAUUGUUUCGACGAAUUGAAAAUUGAUAUUUAUAUUGUCUAUAAUUUUGGAGUUUGUUGCAUUAGCGGAUGCAUUUGUUGAGCUCUUUACUAUCUAAGGUUUUACAGCUCGCAAAUUCUUUUAAAACAGUUGAAGGAAAUAUAAGCCGUUAUUUGACCUCUAUACAUUUCACAGCGAUUGUACGUAGUAUUGGUAUGGUUUUACAUGUGCAAUGUACUUACCCGUAACACACAUACAUAAGCUAAUUGUUUUGUUAUUACAAUUGUCAGUGGUAUCUGUAACAGGCACUUAGAACAACAUUAUUUUGUAAUUAUUUCCGAACGAAAUGGAGUACGUACCUUUUUGCCUAUCGUCAUCAAUUUCUCCGUGAAGCAAAAGAUCUCUUUCAAUUUUCACUUGCUAUAAUAUUCAUUGGCUAAUCGGCAUGUUAACUAUUUCACUGUAUUAAUGGUUAGAAAGUCUUAAAGACGUUUAAUGACAAAUUUCGGUUUCUGUUAACUCGAUCUAAUUGCUUUCUUCUCUGAUAUGGUUCAAUAAUAAAGAUAGCAACAACUCGAGCAAUUAUAACGAAUAUUUCUUUGUACAGUUUGUUGCAAAAGCAACGGGAAAUUUCUCAAUUUAAUUUUUAUGUACGAGGUGUAGGGGCGAGUCCAGAAUCACGUCAUUUGGCCCAGUUGAUAAGUAUUUUGUGAUGAAGUUCGAAAAACAAGCAAAAUAAAAUAAAACCGCGCUUCGUUAAUCGUACCGGCCUUAUUUAUGCAAAACAAUACAAUUGUACGUCAUCGAGUGUCGUUAGUGACAAACUUGCAGUUAAUUAUUAUCACCACUUUCUUAAAAUCUCCCUUAUUACCAUUGGGUUUUUAGGUAUGUUAAGCUUUUGGAAUAAUGGGCAAUGUUUUCAAACUUAUUGUUAUUAAUAUUAGCUAGAUGAAUACAAUACGGUUUUUCUUUUGUUAGUGAAAAUAAACAUUUGCCAUUAUUCCAAAGUAAUGACAAGGCGAAACGAUGUAAUUCUGGGCUGGAAUAUGUACAUAAUACAUAUGUAACAGUACAGUUUCGUUUCAGAAACAGCGGAACAGUAUGUUUAAUUUCAUCAAAAAGGCGGGUACUGGGUCAAUGUUAGAUAAAGAGGACAAAGAUAGGCGUAAAAGGGAUAAAAAAGAGCGCAAGGAGAAGCAAAAGAAAGACAGAUCUAGCAUGUCUGCAGACGAAAUGCUAAGACUCGACGAGGUAAGGAGGUCCCUUAAAAUAAGAGGCCGUCGAAAAGACAAAGACAAACUACCGUUGGGCAUCACUGCCGAUUACACGGCAGAUUUUCUGGCGUGUUUAGAAAGGGACGAUUCUUACGGUCCGGCCACAACGCCAUCCGUUCACGGCGGUGCCUAUACCUUCUCGGAUAGUUCGGAAACGAGCCUAAACUCGCUAAAUAAUCCUAACACAAGCUACCACCACCACCAACAACAGCAACAGCAUCGUAAAGUUUUACCCCCGGUACCACCGAAGCCUCCAAAACGGGGUAUCUUGAAGGGACCUCGUGUUAGCGUGACCCACGACUCUUCCUCCACAAACGGCACUAACGUUGUUAACCAACACAGUACAUUGGUAAAAAACACGUUACAAAAUGAAGUAAUAAGCUACGAAAAUAUAACAAAUGGAGUUGAGACAUACAACGGUAGUAGUAGUAGUAGAUAUUUGUGCCGAAACAACGACACAACGAUUUCAGCCACUGCCCCUACCCCUACCCCUAUGACAAACCUUUUGACGGUGGUGUCCACGUCGCCCAGCGCCGAUUCCUUGACAGACACUACCAAUUCCUCUUUCGCUACACCUCCAUUUUCACUAAGUCCUAUAGGCGAAAGUCAGGGUUUCCACAGGUGGACUCGUAGUGGUAACCUGGAGGACGUCAAUCUUCCGCUGCCUCCCAUUGUACCGUUAAAGUUACCAAAUCCGCGUGUCCUUACGAUACAGCGCCAAAAAGCUCCACGAAACGAUUUCGGUUUUUCAUUAAGACGUGCGAUGAUCUUGGAACGAAACGUUGUCGGUAAUAGUUGUAGUGGUGAAGUGAUAAUGCGUGCGGUCGUGUUUGCCGAACCUGGCACCAUAGUGCAGCACAACAACGAGACCGGUCUUUUGCCGGGCGAUAAACUUCUUGAAGUUAACGGGAUCCAUGUCGAAGACAAAAGUCGCGAGGAAAUUAUCGACAUGAUCAAAAGAUCCAAGGAUUUCGUCACAGUCAAGGUUCAGCCGGUGGCUGAGCUGAGUGAACUGAGUCGCCGGUCAGGUCACGAUGGUCAAGAGUUUGUACUGGACGAAGUAAACAUAAAAGGUGGAACUCUCAGGCGUUCCGGAAGCCAAAGAUUUAAUAAGUUGUCUAAGGUAUGCCACGCCAUGUGUAUAAUAAAUAUAUGCCACAUCUAUUUUUUAUGUAAUAUUGUUUAUAAUUACCAUUAGGUACACAUCUACUUCAUACUUUCAUCGUUAUUAUUUGGUAACCUCUUCUUGAUCCAAUAACUGUUUCUUUCUUUGUCGCAUUUUUACGUAAUACUUUGGCACAGUUCCUUCGCCUUCUCGAACAUAUUUAAUAUGUACCAUCGUGUUUGAUGUUGACCUGUUUAAAUGGCAGGGAAAAAAUGAGCGGAAAUGUAGUACAACAUGAUGUUUUGUUUACUGGCGUAGUUCGUAACAGUUCGUUUUCAAGCCAACACAUUG
Molecule: messenger RNA, 2852 nt
Organism: Agrilus planipennis (emerald ash borer)
Lineage: Eukaryota; Metazoa; Arthropoda; Insecta; Coleoptera; Buprestidae
Exons: 3
Coding region: 1224-2594 (456 amino acids)
Molecular function (GO): protein binding
Source: RefSeq, a predicted model, not a curated record